Molecule: messenger RNA, 3448 nt
Organism: Epinephelus fuscoguttatus (brown-marbled grouper)
Lineage: Eukaryota; Metazoa; Chordata; Actinopteri; Perciformes; Serranidae
Gene: med24
Product: mediator complex subunit 24
Exons: 26
Coding region: 207-3176 (989 amino acids)
Cellular component (GO): mediator complex
Molecular function (GO): transcription coregulator activity
Source: RefSeq, a predicted model, not a curated record
GUCUUCACCAUAGACUGUGGUCAUCACUGUGUUGAGCGGUGAGCGCUUGCUCUCUGGCCAAUCCGCGGCAAGAAUACUGAUACGUCAUGAGAUCAACCAAUGAACGCUUACGUCUUUCUCAACGAAAAUGGCGUCUGUUAUAUUGUGAAGCGGAGGAGCUACAAACAACGCUAUCUUUUAUGUAUUGAAAAGCUGAAAAAGUCAGGAUGAAGGUGGUCAAUCUGAAGCAAGCUAUUCUACAGGCAUGGAAGGAAAGAUGGAGUGACUACCAGUGGGCUAUUAACAUCAAGAAAAACUUUCCAAAGGGAGCAACAUGGGACUACCUUAAUCUAGCAGAGGCCCUGAUGGAGCAGGCGAUGAUUGGUCCCUCUCCUAACCCCCUUAUUUUGUCUUACCUGAAAUAUGCUAUAAGCUCCCAGAUGGUGUCUUAUUCCAGUGUGCUGACAGCCCUCAGCAAGUUUGAUGACUUCUCUCGGGAGCUGUGUGUCAAAUCACUGUUGGACAUAAUGGACAUGUUUUGCCAUCGUCUCAGCUGUCACGGGAAAGCAGAGGAAUGCAUCGGGCUGUGUCGGGCUCUGCUGGGAGUGGUAGUGUGGCUGCUGCAGGGCUGCGCCUGGUACUGUGAGAAGCUGAGAGAACUGGGUCCAUCUCCCAGCACAGAGGCCAGUCUGAGAGCCUGCCAGGAGAGGCUUCACAAUCUGAUGAGCAGCACCAAGAACAGAGCCCUAGUCCACAUCGCUCGGCUGGAGGAACAAGGUUCCUGGAGCAAUGUAGAGCAAUCAGUGCUGAAAGUGACUGAGGGCCUCAGCAGCGUACCCAACUCGACACUGAGAACUAAAUUAGAGGAGAGCUUGUCGCUAGUAAAAGGUAUUCCCCUGAUGCUGUCCGAGCAGAGUGACCCCACAGUCCACGCCUCCUUCCCUUCAGUCCACGCUUUUAUCAUGCUGGAGGGGACCAUGAAUCUGACAGGGGAGACACAGCCACUAGUGGAGCAGCUGAUGAUGAUCAAGAGAAUGCAGCGAAUCCCUGCUCCUCUUUUUGUCCUGGAGAUCUGGAAGGCCUGCUUCACUGGCCUCAUCGAGUCACCAGAGGGCACAGAGGAGCUCAAAUGGACUGCCUUCACAUUCCUCAAGAUCCCACAAGUUCUGCUCCGACUAAAGAAAUAUCCUCAGGGUGACAAAGGACAGGACUUCAUGGACGACGUGAAUAUUGCAUUCCAGUAUUUACUCAAACUCACCCCACUACUGGACAAAGCUGAUCAGAGAUGCAAUUGUGACUGUCUUGGCAUGCUCCUGCAGGAGUGUAACAAGCUCGGCCUGCUGUCGGAUUCAAAUACAGCCUGCCUCACUGCAAAACGGACCGAGGACAGGGAGUUCGCCCCAAGGUUAAAGACUGCAGAAAAUGCUAACAUCCAGCCCAACCCGGGUCUGAUCCUGCGAGCUGAGCCCACUGUCACCAAUAUUCUCAAGACAGUAGAUGCCGACCACUCCAAGUCCCCUGAGGGCCUUUUGGGGGUCCUGGGACACAUGUUGUCUGGAAAGAGCCUAGAUCUUCUCUUAGCAGCAGCAGCAGCCACUGGAAAACUCAAAUCCUUUGCCCGCAAGUUCAUUAAGCUCAAUGAGUUUCCAAAGCACAUCAGCGGCGAAGGAUCCAAGUCUGCGUCAGUGCGGGCUCUGCUCUUCGACAUCUCCUUCCUCAUGCUCUGCCAUGUGGUGCAGACGUACGGCUCUGAGGUGAUUCUUUCUGACCCCAGCCCUUCCGGGGAGACGCCCUUCUUUGAAACAUGGCUGCAGACAUGUAUGCCUGAAGAGGGCAAGACUCUGAACCCAGACCACCCCUGCUUCAGACCAGAGCCUGGCAAAGUGGAGAGCCUGGUCACCCUGCUGAACAACUCCUCAGAGAUGAAGCUAGUUCAGGUGAAAUGGCAUGAAAUCUGCCUCAGCACGCCAGCAGCCAUCUUGGAAGUUCUGAAUGCGUGGGAGAAUGGUGUUCUCUCUGUGGAGGCAGUACAGAAGAUCACUGACAACAUCAAGGGGAAGGUCUGCAGUAUGGCAAUCUGCGCAGUUGCCUGGCUGGUUGCCCAUGUCAGGAUGCUGGGGAGGGAUGAGAGGGAGAAGCCCCAAACUAUGAUCCGACAGCUUGUGACCCCGCUGUAUGGGGAGAACACCCUGCAGUUUUACAAUGAACGCGUAAUCAUUAUGAGUUCCAUCAUGGAGCACAUGUGCGCCGACGUCUUCCAGCAAACGGCCGCGACCCUGCGCCCCCCAGUGGAGGGCCAGGAGCCUAUCCCCUACCGCAACCUGCUUCCGGCCAAAGACCCCAUCCACAUGGCCCUCAGCAAGCAGUUCCAGGUGGUGCUGCGCAAAGGCUGGGUGGACAGCCGGGCCCUGCAUCUGUUUGAGAGUCUUCUCAACAUGGGAGGGGUCUUCUGGUUCACCAACAAUUUAGUCAAGGAGCUGCUGAAGGAGACUCGACAGGAGUGGGCCGACCGGGUGGUGGAGUUACUCUACAGCAUCUUCUGCCUGGACACUCAGCAGAUCACCCUCACCCUGCUGGGCACCAUACUUCCUGACCUGCUCACAGACUCCGCCCACUGGCACAGCCUGGCAGACCCACCUGGAAAGGCACUGGCCAAGCUGUCUGUGUGGUGCGCGCUCAGCUCUUACUCCUCUCACCACAAGGGCCCAUUCUCAGCUCGUCAACGCAAAAGGCAGCGAGAAGACAUUGAGGACUACAACAGCCUCUUUCCUUUGGAUGACACACAACCCUCUAAACUCAUGCGCCUGCUCAGCUCCAACGAGGAUGAACCUGCUGCCCUUUCCAGUCCAGGAGACCGAUCGAUGAGCACUUCCCUCUCUGCCUCCCAGCUCCACACCGUCAACAUGCGAGACCCUCUCAACCGAGUCUUGGCAAACCUCUUCCUCCUCAUUUCCUCCAUCUUGGGCUCCAAGAUGGCGGGACCUCACACCCAGUUUGUGCAGAGCUUUAUGGAGGAGUGCGUCGAGUGCCUGGAGCAGGGAAGUCGCGGAAGUAUCCUGCAGUUCAUGCCCUUUACAAUGGUUUCUGAGCUGGUGAAGCUGCCUGCUCUGGCCAAACCUAGAGUCGUCCUAGCGAUCACUGAUCUGACUCUGCCGCUGGGGAGGAGAGUAGCUGCCAAAGCAAUCUCUGCCUUGUAAACUGUGGGUUACCUCAGUGCAAAAUUAACCCUCCUCUGGCCCAGUGUCUCAGUGGGUGAAGUAGAGCUGACUAAACAACCCCAACGUCAUGUUUAACUUCUCUUGUGAGUAGCUCUGAACCUGGAUGGCUCAUCUAUUUAAAGGGAUUGUUCAUUGGAAACACCGUAUCUAUAAUCAUGUCUCUGUAAACACUGUUUUGCUAUUCUUUUUUAUGUUCUUUUUCACUUAAAGAAAUGUGUAAAUAAGUUUUAAAAUAAAAAACACACAAUGAA